AGGGGGACCAAUUACAUUCCAAAGUGCCCCAAACCCUUCAUUGCUUUCUACACAUGCCUUUUAUCUUUUUGCAAUUUUGGAUUAAUUCCAAAAUAUAAUAUCACAGCUUAUAUAAAAGUUCUCUGUGCCUUGCUCAACAUAUUUUCUCAAUCAGAUUAAAAAAAAAAAUAGAGAAAAAAAGAAAAAUAUUUGGAAUGGAAAAUAGCUUAGAGCAAGCCACAAAAACAUCAAGAUUUAAGAGAAUAUGUGUGUUCUGUGGCAGCAGCCCUGGGAAGAACCCAAGUUACCAGCUUGCGGCAGUACAACUUGGAAAGCAGCUGGUUGAAAGGAAUAUAGACUUGGUUUAUGGUGGUGGAAGCAUAGGGUUGAUGGGCCUUGUCUCUCAAGCUGUUUAUGAUGGGGGCCGCCACGUGUUAGGGGUGAUUCCAACAACUCUAAUGCCUAGAGAGAUAACGGGAGAGCCCGUUGGAGAAGUGAGAGCAGUUUCUGGUAUGCAUCAGAGAAAAGCAGAGAUGGCUAGGCAAGCUGAUGCAUUCAUAGCCUUACCUGGUGGGUAUGGUACAUUGGAGGAGCUGUUAGAGGUCAUAACUUGGGCUCAGCUUGGAAUUCAUGAAAAACCGGUGGGUUUAUUGAAUGUAGAUGGAUAUUACAAUUCAUUGUUGUCUUUCAUAGACAAGGCUGUGGAUGAAGGUUUCAUUAGACCUUCUGCCCGUCACAUCAUUUUAUCUGCCCCAACUGCCCAUGAACUCAUGAACAAGCUCGAGGAUUAUGUUCCUGAACAAGAUGAGGCUGCAUUAAAGCUAAGUUGGGAGAUGGAGCAACAAUAUGGAUAUACCACAAGAUCUUCAGGCAUUGCCCGUUGA
Messenger RNA from Striga asiatica, 863 nucleotides. Lineage: Eukaryota; Viridiplantae; Streptophyta; Magnoliopsida; Lamiales; Orobanchaceae. The record is from the annotation of a GenBank genome assembly.